GCUCAGCAUUCAUAGCGGACUCUUAAUACACUCAAUCUCGCGUUUCAAUAAGUUUCCACAGAUGAUCAAUUGCGCGCAUCCACUGACUCCGAAUUCUGUACGCAUCCAAAACACCGAUAAAUAUAUCAAAACGAGGUUUGGAUAAAAAUCUAAAAACAGCGUGAUUAAAAAUGGAUGGAACGGGAAAAAUAAAGAGAUUAGACAAAAUUGUAGUGAAUAGAAUCGCAGCUGGUGAAGUAAUACAAAGACCAGCAAAUGCAUUAAAAGAAUUAAUGGAAAACAGUCUUGAUGCAAAAGCAACUAAUAUACAAAUUAUUGCUAAAGAAGGCGGAUUAAAAUUAUUACAGAUUCAAGACAAUGGAACAGGUAUUAGAAAAGAAGACAUGGAAAUUGUUUGUGAAAGAUUUACAACAAGUAAAUUACAAGCAUUUGAAGAUCUUCAGGCAAUAUCGACUUUUGGAUUUCGUGGUGAAGCUUUGGCGAGCAUUAGUCAUAUAUCACUUUUAACAAUCACAACAAAAACUGCAGAUGAGAAAUGUGCUUAUAAAGCAUCAUAUGUUGAUAGUAAGCUAAAAGCACCACCUAAAUUAUGCGCUGGAAAUCAAGGUACCACAAUAUUAAUUGAGAAUUUGUUUUAUAAUGUUGCAACAAGAAGAAAGGCUUUUUCUAAUCCAAACGAAGAAUUCAACAAAAUUUCAGAUGUAGUUACAAAAUAUGCAAUACAUAAUCCUACUGUAGGGUUCACAUUAAAGAAACAUGGUGAAGUUACACCUCAGAUUCGAACACCACAUAAUUCAAGUAAGAUGAACAACAUAAGAAUACUUUAUGGCAAUCCUGUUUUUCGUGAAUUAUUAGAAGUGGAACUUACAGAUGAUAUUUAUAGAUUUAAAAUGCAUGCUUUGGUAACAAAUCCAAAUUACACAAGCAAAAGGAUGAUAUUUCUUUUAUUCAUUAAUAACAGAUUAGUAGAAUCAUCCUCUAUUCGAAAAAUGCUAGAAGAAAUCUAUACAUUUUAUAUUCCAAAAAAGACCCACCCAUGGUGUUAUAUAUCUUUAGAAAUUGAUCCGCAAAAUGUUGAUGUUAAUGUACAUCCAACAAAACAUGAAGUUAAAUUUCUCCAUGAAAAUUCUAUUAUUGAAAGAAUGAAGCUCGCUUUAGAUGAGAAACUAUCUGGGAAUAGUGCUUCUAAAACAUUUUAUGUACAAGCACGGUUGCCAAAAACAGAUAUCACAAAAGAAGUUUUGAAAGAAAUUUUGCCAGAAUAUGAGAAAGAUAAAGAUGAUAGAACGAAAAAAAUUCGUCCUCAAGAAAUGAUCAGAACUGAUGCAUCUGAUCAAAAAUUGGACAAAUUUAAUUUUACCAUUCAUACCGCAAUGGGAUAUGCUAGAAACAAUGAUGAUAUUGAUCUCAAAGAGAGUAAAGUUGAAGAUUCUAAUAGUAAUGACGAGAAAGAUGUAAAUAAAAUACAGCACUUGAUAUCAGAUGUAAAUGAUACUAAAGAAAAGGAUAUCUCCACGCAUGUUAUACCAAAAGCAACAGAAAAAUCGGAUACUCCGUGGAGUAAUAUCAUAGAUGAUACAAGUCCACUUGAGUCAGAUUCUGCGGUAUUUGAUGAAUCUAAUUUAGAUUUAUCUACCGCAAAUAUUAACAAAGAACAGUAUGAAUCAAAUGGCGCGCAAGAUAUUUUAGAAAUGACAAAUGAAGAAAUUGAUCAAAAUAUAACAGAUAACUCUAUGAAAGAAAAAUGUAUCGACGUUAUUGCAGAUAAAGCACGUAAACAAGUGUAUAAAUACUUUGGAAAUAAAAGUAUUAAAUUAGAAGAACAAAAGACAGAUAAAAAUAGUAUAGAUAAAGAAAUAAGAAACGACGAACCUGAAAAGUGCAAUAAACCCAACGAGACGAAAAUUAUUACUGAACAAAUACUAAAAGAAACCAAUGACAAUAAGAAUGGUGACAGAGAAAGUUCAUACGAAUUUAAAUCCUAUUCAAUAAAUAAUUUUAGAAGAGAAGUAAAAUUAACGAGUGUAUUGAAAUUACGUAAAGAAGUAGAAGACGCAUGUCACGAUGGUUUGAAACAUAUUUUAUCAGAAUUAACUUUUGUUGGUUGUAUCGAUCAGUCUUCCGCUUUAGUUCAAAGUGGAGUCAAUUUGUAUCUUUGCAAUACGCAAAAAUUAGCGGAGGAACUAUUUUAUGAAAUUAUGCUCUAUGAUUUUGCAAAUUACGGAGUCAUCAAAUUUUCGGAGGCACUUCCUUUAUAUGAUAUAGCUAUGUUAGGAUUAGAGACUAAAGAAGCUGGAUGGACAGAGGAAGAUGGGCCAAAAGAGGAAUUAGCUACAAGUGUUAAAGAAUUGUUAUUGGAGAAAGCUGAUAUGUUAAAAGAGUAUUAUUCUAUUGUUAUAGAUAAAAAGGGAAAUUUAAAAUCUUUACCAGUAUUAUUAGAAAAAUAUUUUCCAUCUGUGAGUGGUCUUCCUCUCUAUAUAUUACGUUUAGCUACUGAAGUAGAGUGGUCGUCGGAACAACCAUGCUUUCAAACCAUUUGUAGGGAAACAGCAAAAUAUUAUAGUCAAAUGAGUCUUGUACAUGAUACUCAUGAAUGGAAGUACAUUACAGAACAUGUUCUAUAUGGUGCAAUUAAGGAGAGUUUUCUUCCUCCUAAACAUUUUGCACAUGAUUCAACAAUAUUACAAAUAGCCAAUUUGCCUGACUUGUACAAAGUUUUUGAAAGAUGUUAGAUGUUUAGGAUAAAACUGAAGUAUUAUAAACAGUAACGGUUUUUUAUUUCAUUACAAGUCCAAUAUUGUAAUAUUU
Molecule: messenger RNA, 2808 nt
Organism: Bombus pyrosoma
Lineage: Eukaryota; Metazoa; Arthropoda; Insecta; Hymenoptera; Apidae
Gene: Mlh1
Product: DNA mismatch repair protein Mlh1
Exons: 10
Coding region: 171-2732 (853 amino acids)
Biological process (GO): mismatch repair
Cellular component (GO): MutLalpha complex
Molecular function (GO): ATP binding; ATP hydrolysis activity; ATP-dependent DNA damage sensor activity
Source: RefSeq, a predicted model, not a curated record